This is a messenger RNA of Cynara cardunculus var. scolymus (artichoke), 1139 nucleotides long. RefSeq lists its product as uncharacterized. The record is from RefSeq and is a predicted model, not a curated record. Bases 107 to 940 code for a protein of 277 amino acids. Lineage: Eukaryota; Viridiplantae; Streptophyta; Magnoliopsida; Asterales; Asteraceae. The transcript has 13 exons.
UUUAAAGUUAAUCCAAAAUGAUCGCAAUCGGAGUGGUUGCUUCCUUCAACGACUCCGUUCUUCUUCUCUCUUCUCCACAAAUCGCCUUCGACCGUCGUCCACUGCCAUGGCUUCAUCUGCCCAAACCCCUUCUCAGAGUGUAUCACCUGGUGAUGCUACCGAUGAAAUCCUUGAGCUGAUUAAUGUUCAUCAGGAAAAGGCUGCUAGACUGCCUUCUAUUGAGGAAGUCAGAACUAUCCUUCAUCAUAGCAUCCGAGGAACACUUUCUACGAUCUCUCAGAAGCACGAGGGUUAUCCAUCCGGAUCAAUGGUUGAUUUUGCAUGUGAUGCCUAUGGAUCUCCAAUACUAGCAGUCAGUAACUUGGCUGUUCAUACGAAGGAUCUUCUGGCUAAUCCUAAAUGCUCGUUGCUUGUAGCUAAAGAUCCGGAGGAUAGAACAGACUUGAUUAUAACUCUACUUGGUGAUGCUGUUUCUGUUUCUGAAACGGAUAGGGAUGCUAUUCGUAAAGCAUAUUUGGCAAGACAUCCUGAUGCAUCCUGGGUUGACUUUGAUGACUUCCGGUUUCUGCGCAUUCAACCGAAAGCUGUACGCUUUGUUUCUGGUGUUGCUACAGCUUUGUUGCGAUCAGGAGAGUUCACCAACGAGGAGUUCAGAGAAGCAAAAGUUGAUCAAAUCUAUCAGUUUUCUAAGCCUAUAUCGUCUCACAUGAAUAAAGACCAUUCAAACGAUACAAAACUCAUAGUUCAGCAUUCAACAUCAGUUCCGGUGGACUUUGCAUACAUGCUGGAUGUUGAUAGCCUUGGCUUCAAUGUAAAGGCUGGUUAUAAAGAUAGCAAAUUUAAGCUUCGGAUUCCAUUCCCUAGACCCGCAGAAGAAAGAAAGGAUGUGAAAACGCUCAUAAUCGUAAUGCUUCAAGCUGCCAAGUCUCGAGUCGAUUGAUCCUGCAAACUAACAUUGAUCAUGGAAAGCAUCAACUACCUUUCACUUUAGGUAACGUUGUAUAAACCGGUGCUUCAUAAAAAACAGUAUCUCUAGUUUUAACGUUUUCAAAUCCGAAGUCAUUCAGGAUUUACAGGUUGUUUUUGAUUUGUUAUCCCAACAUACUUAUAAAAAGGGAGCGUUAAUUUCGUUUUCUAGA